CUUUCGUAUAAAUACGGAGUGCGUAAGAGUAAUUUUCAUUCAGUAUCCUGUCUGCAAGCUGUUGGACGUUGAAAGCCUCAGUAUUUUCCUGAGCUGACUCUUCUUCUCGUUCCUUGCAAUUCAACGUCCCGUUAGCCGACGCCAUAACUUUUGAGUCAUGGCAAGGAACAAAUCCGUGUUUUGGUUAUUCUUCACGGCGACAUUGAUGAUGUCUGUCGUUUUAAUCGACGCCCAAACCUUUUUCACGAACGGCCGUUACGGAAAGCGGUCUGAUAUCCGCUCGCGAGUGGCUAGCCGUUCAACCGACGAAAGGUUUUUCGGAGGGCCACGAUUUGGUCGCUCUGGAAAUGGUGGAGUACCACUUAGCAACAGUGAGCUUGAUGCCCGCAAUCCCGAAAGGUUUUUCAUAGGAAGUCGUUACGGGAAACGGAGCGAACCGGAACAAACUGUUCCGUCACAGCAGGCGGACGAGCCUUUUCUUAAUGGCCAGGAUAAGGAGACAUUUCUUGAAUGUACUCCAACAGGCAUUGAGCAACUUUACCACUGUAUGGAAAGGAAAAAUGGAAACAUGAAAAUUCAAGAAGCGGCGUGAAACGGUACCAACAUUUCGUGUCUGCAUGAAACUUAGCAAGACGCUCUUUGACUUUUACCUUUAUGACUCUAAAAAACACUAGUUCAUGCAUUGUACUAUAAUAAUAAACGUUGUACAACAUUGUCAUAUCAA
Daphnia carinata is the source of this 724-nucleotide messenger RNA. Its product is annotated as RYamide neuropeptides-like. Bases 158 to 592 code for a protein of 144 amino acids. Lineage: Eukaryota; Metazoa; Arthropoda; Branchiopoda; Diplostraca; Daphniidae. The transcript is spliced from 5 exons. The record is from RefSeq and is a predicted model, not a curated record.